GUACUAAAUAUUUCAGAUUUAUAACUUUAUUAUUAUUUGGGCAACGUUAAUCAGAUAUGUAGCACUGUACAUUUAUUUAUGUCCUGAAUUCACAGCCUGUGGGGGGGGGGGGGUCGGCUGGUGUUCGUUACCCCCAGGAACAGCUGUCGCAUGUUGACUGUUUUGAAGCAGUUGCCCUGAGCGUGGUGCCUUGUGUGGGGGGGGGGAAAUGUCUUUUUAAUGUGCCUGUAUUUACCCAGAUGUCAGGAGCUAAUGAAAGCUUCCCUGUGGAUCCGGGAACAAUGCAGUGCCCUCGCACAAAGGGCGCCACCUGUCUUUUGUGUGAGGUGCUGCGCUCUUUUAUUUACUUGCCUGUUAGUCAUGGUGGAAGGACGGAAUAGUGGGGACCUUCUAGGUUCUGCAUCAAGCACUUAACAAAGGAGGUGGGGGCGGGGGGUAAAGUCCAAAGACAGUGUGAGAGUCCCAUUAAUUUCACACCAUCUACAGUGAUUUCAGGUAAUCCUCAAAAACUUCAAUGUAUCCUUAGUAAAAAAAAAUCGCUAUAUUGAAAAUUACAGGUUAAUAUAUUUUAAGCUUUGUAAGUGACAUUUCAAUUGUGGGUAUUUUUUACUUUGCCUUUGUCCAUUUUAAUUUGUUUAAAUCUGAUCUGCUUUUUAAAAGAACAUGAAUGAUGUGUUUUUUUUUAUAUAUAUUAGUUUGUUGAUUCACUUUAAUAUGCAAAGCCUGUUGUCUCAAAACAAUGAAUGCUUCAGCUUUCUUGUGAAAUGUACUCUGAUCUGUCUGACUGGUGUAUCCAGGGUAACCAGUGGGGGGGCAGAAAGUUUUCAUGAUGUCACACGACACAUCUAUGCAGUAAUAAACUUCACUGUGAUCUAUUGAAGCCACAACUCUGUCUCCUUAAGCCUUAAAAUUCCCUGUUUACCUCUUUUUUUUAACUAAAUAAAUCUUUUAUUCUGUUUUUAUUCUGUUUUCCUUGUUUUAUUAUGUUUGGGAUUUGAAAAAGUCGGGCCUUAUCACGGCUGCACACAAACCACUUUUUAUUCCGGAAAUGGUGUUCUGAGUUUUAUGUUUCACUGCUUGCUGGUAAAAAGAGUAGAUAACUGAUGGUUAAGAUGCUGGGCUGCUAAUCCAGAAUGGGUUUGAAUCCCAUCCUUAAAAUUUGAGCAAGACCCUUAUCCCCCACUUGCUCUAAGGGCUGGCUGAAUCUGCUUUCUCAAAAAAUGUAUGUUGCUAUGGAAAAAGGUUUCUUAAUUGUAAAAUUGUGUUUGUAUAGUGUUUCAAAGCAUUGUUUACUGUUAUUCAACUAGACAGUCAUUCGAUUACAUUGGACAUGGAAGUUAAACCAUUAAAGUAAAACCACAACAUAUGAAAAAAAGAUUUUAAAACUCAUUCUGUUCACUUUCAGGUUCUCACAUUAUUCUGUCCAAAAUGAAAAUCCAGCCAAAUUUCUUACUGACCUCAUUGCUAGUCCAUGGUGCUGGUGUAGUGAGAAGCAACACUGUGUGGUUCAGUAAGUUAGAACACUAUAUCUGUGAUUGGAAGGUUGCUGGUUCCAAUCCCAGGGUAGGUAGGGUAAUUUCACUCUUGGCCCCUAAGCAAACUUACUUGCUCCGUUCUCUCAAAAACAUAUAUCACUUUAUUACUUUGCAUCUACCAAAUGAGUAGAUAAGUAAAGGCGGGUUCCAGGGCGAUGCCGGGCACGGCGUGGCAGAUGGUUGGGCUGGCGCCGGCCGGAGGCGUGUGCUGCCCCCAGGGCGGGGUGUUUGCGUAGGCGCCCAGUCGUGCUCGUCACCCAGGUAUGCGGCCGGCAGCACGGAGCCGCGCUUGGCUCCCCCACCGCCGCCACAGAAACACCUCCACUGCCUGGAGAAGAGAGGCAGCCUCCAUGACAUGGGGAACGCACAGACACAGCAGCCGCUGGAGAUGACCUACUGUGACCUGAGCGGCCAGAACCAACAGGCCAUGAUGGUCAUACAGCUGUAUAUGCUGCCGGCCUUCUUCCUGGGGGUGCUGGGCCUGGGGCUCCCCCUCAACCUGCUCUCCCUCUGGGUCUUCUCACGCCGCCUGAAGCGCUGGUCUCGCGGCACGGCGUUCCUCUUCAACCUGGCCCUGGCCGACACCUCCUGGCUCCUGAUUCUACCGUUCCUGGUCCAGUAUCACCUGGCCCAGAUGAACUGGACCCUGGGCUGGCAGUUCUGCACCGCGGUGCGUCUGGUCUACCACAGUUACUUCUACCUCAGCAUCUUCUUCGUGACGUGCAUCAGCGUGGACCGCUACGCCGCCAUCGUGCACCCGCUGCGCUCGUUGGCUCUGUUGGGCCGCCGCCCCACCAGCCUGCUCUGUAUCUCUAUCUGGGGCUUCACCUUGGCCUUCAGCAGCCCCGUGGCCCUGAUGACACUGACCCAGCGCUGCCCGAGGACCAACCACACCAUCUGCACCAUGUACGUCCUGCUGGAGAACACCCGGCAGAGCCUCCCCUUCUCCCUCUACUGGUCCUGCGUCGGGUUCCUGUUGCCACUCGCCGCUAUUGGCUACUGCUGCUGCCGUAGCGUGCAGGAGUUGCGACGGCGGCCCGGCCUCCAGAACAGAAGGGGGCGCCAUUUAACUCGGGUGCUGAGCAUCGCGCUGGUCCUCUUCGCCCUAUUCUACCUACCCUACCACCUGACCCGCAAUGCGGCCAUCGUGGUGCGGGCCGUCCACCCCUGGGACCAGGCCAGUUGGGGGCCCGCCGACGUGGCUUUCUCCCUGGAGAUGUGCCUGUGCAGCCUCAACACCUGUGUCAACCCGCUCUUCAGCUGCUCCGCGGGCCGCCAGUUUCGUCAGGAGUUCUGGGGCAUCUUCUCCAGACUGUGCCAGUGCGGCUCGAACCCGAGGCCGGCAGCGGCACUUCAGGAGAGAGCUCUGGGGCCGGAGGAACACGGCACAGCCGCGGUGUGGGCGGAGGGCACUGCGUGCUUAACGCACAACUGGUUUCCAUCUAGCAGGGAGAACGUGGAGCCAUGGAGGGCAGAGGGCAGGCAGGCAGCACAAAAACACUAAUGACCAUUUUGACCCUCUGUGAUUAGUGAACUAAAUCAAGCUGUUAGUGCAGCAGUCUGCAUGUCUGCUGAUCAGACUGUAAAACAAUAAACUUUGUGGACUUUGUGCAGUUGACACUUUCCCAUCUAACACCUUUUGUAAACUUUAAAAACAAAUUCGGGGGGAGGCACCACAUUUGCGUAAAAAAUUUUACAGAUCUGCACUGCAGAUGAUUUGCAUAGUUUCCAUAUUAGUUCCUCUCCUGUUUCUACGCCAGAUCACUUCUGAGGCUAUUUGCUUGUUAUAUCUUAGUUUGUA
This is a messenger RNA of Paramormyrops kingsleyae, 3336 nucleotides long. Its product is annotated as succinate receptor 1-like. NCBI's taxonomy places the organism in Eukaryota, Metazoa, Chordata, Actinopteri, Osteoglossiformes, Mormyridae. Gene Ontology annotation, molecular function: ATP binding; G protein-coupled ADP receptor activity; A1 adenosine receptor binding. Gene Ontology annotation, biological process: phospholipase C-activating G protein-coupled receptor signaling pathway. Gene Ontology annotation, cellular component: plasma membrane. The record is from RefSeq and is a predicted model, not a curated record.